UCAAAAUGAUGCUCGAGUGCGUCUGUGAGUUCCGGAGUUAUCUCCCUUGAUCCGUGACUCUCUAGUAACAUUACUACCUGGCAGGUGGAAAUAGUCUAUUGCGUGGUCAGUGGACGUCAAAGGGGAAGUAGAUCUCGGAUAAGGUAUUUCCAUGGAUGGUUUGCACAUCUCGUAUCGUUCUUAAUCCAAUAAUGGAGACAUUAAGUUCGGGAACAUAUGCAGGACUCGGAACCUGUGGUCCGGUGGCUGGGAAAGACUCUUUGUCCCUGCUAACCCUGGUGGACAUGGCCUUGGCCUUGGAAGCUCCAAAACCUUCGGAGAAAGACCACACGUAUGCAGUCGCCAAAAAGCACACGAGAACUAAAAAGGUUUCAAAUACAGACAAUGAACUGUUACUUCAGAAAGAGAAAGAUCACAAUUAUUCGUUUAUCAGUAAAUCCGUAGCACUACGUCACAGUCAUUUACAGAAACCAAAACCUCAAAAGAUGGAACCAACCAGAAGUUCUUCCGAGGAAAAUCUGUCCAAUAUUACCUUAUCAAACCUCUCUGAAUCCUCAGGAGCCCCACGUCGGACAGCCGUGGACGACACUAGCCUUAAUACGUCACACAAGUGUUUUGCUUUUGGCAAAAAUAGGUCACCAUUCCAUACACCAAAUGACCAUACUUACCCAUGUAUCAUGGACCCCAGAAAACGUCGCAGUAACGUUCCUAUAUCAGAUGCUGUGGAGAUACGAGGUGUUAAGGGAGAACCCAUGGCCAUGGAUGACUCGUACCUGGGAAGUCAUUCUUGGCCAAAAGGAAAUCUGUUUUCUCCUUUCCGGGAUAGAGAUGGGAAUCUUUCGCAUACCCUGCCUCUGAAUUAUAAAUAUAUGUAUGAUCACACCUAUGCACAAGGGAAAACCAAUGAUGAUGAAAAGAUGAGUAUCUGUGAUGAUUCAGAAUGUCAGAAUCCAGUUCCGGAGAAACCAGUUGCAUUAAAAACGGAUCACAACUAUAAUAAAGGUCCAUGUGAUAAAAUCAAGACUGUACCGGAAUCUGUUGGUCAUAUUCGGGCCCCUAAACUAACUCUGAAAAACAAUCGUAUUGAUCACAAUUAUAGUGGCUUUACUGGUACGUUUAGUUCUGCUCCAACCCAACCUCAGGGAUCUGUGGAAAGUUUGGACAUGGACUUUUCUCAGUCCGACACAGACUCUUGUGAAGAGACUGAAGAGGAGGAGCGUCGACUUGCAAUUACCUCAACGAUUUCAGCAUGGCUUCAGCUGCGAAAGGAUCACCCCUACUCCUCUAUUUGAUCUAACAGUUGUUUUUGUGUGUGAUGUGAGUAUAGAAUGCUGGAGUAUAUAGGAAGACAAGUGGUACUACAUAUACAGGAGAUGGGUGAAGACGUAUGUGGUACUACAGGAGAUGGGUGAAGACAUAUGUGGUACUACAGGCGAUGGGUGAAGACGUAUGUGGUACUACAGGUGAUGGGUGAAGAUGUAUGUGGUACUACAGGCGAUGGGUGAAGACGUAUGUGGUACUACAGGCGAUGGGUGAAGACGUAUGUGGUACUACAGGCAAUGGGUGAAGACGUAUGUGGUACUACAGGAGAUGGGUGAAGAUGUAUGUGGUACUACAGGAGAUGGGUGAAGACGUAUGUGGUACUACAGGCGAUGGGUGAAGACAUAUGUGGUACUACAGGCGAUGGGUGAAGACGUAUGUGGUACUAAAGGAGAUGGGUGAAGGCGUAUGUGGUACUAAAGGAGAUGGGUGAAGACGUAUGUGGUACUACAGGCAAUGGGUGAAGACGUAUGUGGUACUAAAGGAGAUGGGUGAAGACGUAUGUGGUACUACAGGCGAUGGGUGAAGAGAUAUGUGGUACUACAGGAGAUGGGUGAAGACGUAUGUGGUACUAUAGGAGAUGGGUGAAGACGUAUGUGGUACUACAGGAAAUAGGUGAAGAUGUAUGUGGUACUACAGGCGAUGGGAGUAGACGUAUUUGGGACUACAGGCGAU
Mizuhopecten yessoensis (Yesso scallop) is the source of this 1995-nucleotide messenger RNA. RefSeq lists its product as uncharacterized. NCBI's taxonomy places the organism in Eukaryota, Metazoa, Mollusca, Bivalvia, Pectinida, Pectinidae. The transcript has 2 exons. The record is from RefSeq and is a predicted model, not a curated record. The coding region runs from base 156 to 1292 and encodes 378 amino acids.